AUGGGCAAAUUAAGUAGAGAUCGCAGAGACAUUUACUAUAGGAGAGCAAAGCAAGAGGGAUUUCGUGCGAGAUCAGCAUAUAAGUUGAUUCAGAUAGAUGAGGAAUAUGAUAUAUUCAACGAUGUUACAAGAGCAGUGGAUUUAUGCGCAGCUCCUGGAAGUUGGAGUCAAGUUUUGAGCACAAAGUUGUUCAAUAAUUCGGAGAAAAGUCAAAUUCAGGCCAAAGAAGCUGACAAUUCAGACUCGAAUAACAAGGAAACACCAUUAAUUGUUGCAGUUGAUCUCCAAGAAAUGGCUCCGAUUGAUGGGGUAAACAUUAUUAAAGGAGAUAUUACCUCACAGAAAACCGUAAAUCAGAUUUUGGAGUAUUUUCAAGGUAAAAAAGCAGACUUGGUAUUAUGCGAUGGAGCACCAGACGUAACAGGAUUGCAUGAUAUUGACGAAUAUAUACAAAACCAGCUCUUAAUAUCUUCACUUAGCAUUACAUCCAAACUAAUGAGGAAAGGUGGAACAUUUAUUGCAAAAAUUUUCAGAGGAGAAAAUGUGUCAAGGAUUUAUCAACAGAUGUUUUAUUACUUUGAACUUGUUGAUUGUUGCAAGCCUGAAAGUUCUAGAAAUUCAAGUCUAGAAGCUUUUAUUGUUUGUAGGUUUUUUAAAUUUGAUGAUAAUCAAGAUCAAUCUGAAAGUAGUUUAAGUAUCCCAGAUCCACUUACCGUUCCUUUUAUUUCCUGUGGAGAUCUUUCUGAAUAUGAUCCUGACAAAACAUAUGAGGCUGAAUAUAGUAACUCACUUGAACCUAUACAGCCUCCAAUAAACGCACCAUAUCACUAA
Molecule: messenger RNA, 831 nt
Organism: Cryptosporidium ubiquitum
Lineage: Eukaryota; Apicomplexa; Conoidasida; Eucoccidiorida; Cryptosporidiidae
Product: methylase
Exons: 1
Coding region: 1-831 (276 amino acids)
Biological process (GO): cytoplasmic translation; tRNA methylation
Cellular component (GO): cytoplasm
Molecular function (GO): tRNA methyltransferase activity
Source: RefSeq, a predicted model, not a curated record